Onychomys torridus (southern grasshopper mouse) is the source of this 2347-nucleotide messenger RNA. It is a transcript of the gene Ptafr, whose product is annotated as platelet activating factor receptor. Lineage: Eukaryota; Metazoa; Chordata; Mammalia; Rodentia; Cricetidae. Gene Ontology annotation, biological process: chemotaxis; G protein-coupled receptor signaling pathway. The transcript is spliced from 2 exons. Gene Ontology annotation, molecular function: G protein-coupled purinergic nucleotide receptor activity; platelet activating factor receptor activity. Gene Ontology annotation, cellular component: membrane. The coding region runs from base 240 to 1265 and encodes 341 amino acids. The record is from RefSeq and is a predicted model, not a curated record.
CUCUGCAGUACUCGGGUCUGGCUGGCUCAGCUUGGAGGUUCCUGUGGCAUCCGUCGGAGGGGCCCUGGGUCACUCUGUUUCCUCCCAGGGGUGACUUGGCAGCGAUAAGGUCUCUGUUUCCUCACUUCUGCAAUUGCCAGGCUACAACAUAGAGGCUAGCGCUGGGGCUCAGACCCGGAGGGACACAUUACAGGCACAUACAGCACCCUAGGAUCAGGUGACCCUUCCAGCCCAGAGCAAUGGAGCAAAAUGAAUCCUCUCGGGUAGAUUCUGAGUUUCGAUACACCCUCUUUCCAACUGUUUACAGUAUCAUCUUUAUACUGGGGGUGGUUGCCAACAGCUAUGUGCUAUGGGUCUUUGCCCGCCUGUACCCUUCCAAGAAACUGAAUGAGAUAAAGAUCUUCAUGGUGAACCUCACCAUCGCGGACCUGCUCUUUUUGAUCACCCUCCCACUGUGGAUUGUCUACUAUUACAAUGAGGGCAACUGGAUUCUACCCAAAUUCCUGUGCAACCUGGCUGGCUGCCUCUUCUUCAUCAAUACCUAUUGUAGUGUGGCCUUCCUGGGUGUCAUCACUUAUAACCGCUACCAGGCAGUGGCCUAUCCCAUCAAGACUGCUCAGGCCACCACCCGCAAGCGUGGCAUCUCUUUGUCCCUGGUCAUCUGGAUAUCCAUCGUGGCUACCGCGUCCUACUUCCUGGCCUCAGACUCCACCAACAUAGUACGCAAAAAGGAUGGCUCAGGCAAUGUCACUCGCUGCUUUGAGCAUUAUGAGCCACACAGUGUGCCGAUCCUUGUUGUUCACGUCUUCAUCGCGUUCUGUUUCUUUCUCGUCUUCCUUCUUAUCUUGUACUGCAAUCUGGUCAUUAUCCACACGCUGCUCACGCAGCCAGUGCGGCAACAGCGUAAAGCCGAAGUGAAGCGCCGGGCGCUGUGGAUGGUCUGCACGGUCUUGGCGGUAUUUAUCAUCUGCUUUGUGCCCCAUCACAUGGUCCAACUGCCCUGGACCCUAGCAGAAUUGGGCUAUCAGACCAACUUCCACCAGGCUAUUAAUGAUGCCCAUCAGAUCACCCUCUGCCUCCUCAGCACCAACUGUGUCUUAGACCCUGUCAUCUAUUGCUUUCUUACCAAGAAGUUCCGGAAGCACCUCAGCGAAAAGUUUUACAGCAUGCGCAGUAGCCGGAAGUGCUCCAGGGCCACUACUGACACCGGCACUGAGGUGAUGGUGCCAGCCAAUCAGACUCCUAUCACGUUACUGAAAAAGUAAUCUCUGUCUUGUUAAAGUCAGACCCAGAGUCUCCUCUUCUGUGGACCUCGCAGACUGAGCUGGGAGAGAUUUGUGUUUGUGGCCAACCCUUCCUGGGACGCUGGUGGACUGUAAAGUGUAGGAGUUACUCUCUCACUGAGACAGGGGUGGCGGCACUGGCAGCUUGUUGGAAAACACCGACCUUGAAUGUUUCUUUUCACCCUUCUCUGGGUUAAUACUACCAACUGUGGCUGAUGGCCACACCCCAGCUAGGGCCAAACCUUGAGGGUAGACUCUGAGCCACCUAGUUCAUCCAACUGGGGCCAUGCCUUAAGAUUUGGGUUGUGACUCCUGGGGGCUUUACCAGUCCUAUGGGAGGUCUUUGCGGGGAACCGUUGGGUUUGGGAUGGUACCCUCCCUUCUCCACCCACAGAUACAAGGUAUUUGUGACAGUUCUUAGAGGAAGUGGUUUGGUGGAAGCCUCUGACUGACCCAUUAACUUGUCUUAAAUGUAACCAGAGGAGAUAAUACAAAAGCUGACUGGAAGCUAGGAUGGGAGCGUUAUUUCCUGAGGCAGCUAAGAUUCUGCCCAGACCUGAGAGACUGGAAGAGAUGGUUCUCUCAGGACACCAAAGUUUCACCCUCCUGUAGGCAGCAACUUCUUUUGGUGACCUCUGGACACCUGCUGGUGAUUUUUUGACCAGUGUGUUAGUCACAUUUCACUCACUGUGCCCAGCCUCCCAGUCAGAAACAAUUCAAAGAAGGAGAGAUUUAUUUGGCUCUCAGUUUCCAAAGACUUCUGUCCAUCUCGGUAAUGAAGGUAUGGUGGGUCAGCUCAGACUAUGGUGGCAGGAACAGGAGGAGGCAUAGGUUGUUCCUGGGGCAGUGAGCCCAGAAACAAGACUGCACUUUAAACUGGGGAUGGACUACAACCUUCAGAAGCUAGCCCCCAGCCACCUACUUCUAUAGCCAGGUCCUACCUCCUAAAGGUUCCACAGUCUCCCAAAGCAACACUGUUAGGCACUGUAACGGCACUUGCUGCUAACACGGAUGAUCAGAGUUCAAUCCCAGAACCCACGUGGUGGAAAGAGAACAGACCUCUG